Messenger RNA from Lactuca sativa (garden lettuce), 672 nucleotides. RefSeq lists its product as uncharacterized. Gene Ontology annotation, biological process: telomere maintenance; DNA repair. The record is from RefSeq and is a predicted model, not a curated record. Lineage: Eukaryota; Viridiplantae; Streptophyta; Magnoliopsida; Asterales; Asteraceae. Gene Ontology annotation, molecular function: DNA helicase activity.
AUGGCUAAGAGGCAGGCGGUAGAAGCAGUUGAUCAAACAAUGCAAGACAUCAUAAAUGGGAAGCUCCCUUUUGGUGGAAAGAUAAUGGUUAUGGGAGGUGACUUUAGACAAGUGUUGUCGGUCGUUAGACGUGGUACUCGAGCACAAAUUGUGGACUCUAGCUUACGAAUGUCACCUCUAUGGGCUUCAGUUAAAAGGCUUCAAUUAAAUAUCAACAUGAGAGCGGAGGAAACAUUGGAUGAGAACUGUAUUUAUAUACCUGAUAACAUGUCCAUUCCAUACACUGAUAAAACUAAUUCAUUAGACGUUCUGAUUGAUGUAAUAUUUCCUUAUUUGCAAUCCAACAGCGCCGAUUCAAAAUUUAUCAUUUCGAGGGCGAUAUUGUCAACUAAAAAUGAAAGUAUUGAUGAGACUAAUAAUAAGUUGAUCGAACGAUUUUCUGGCGAGAAAAAAUUUUACUAUAGUUUUGAUGUACCAGAAGAUGACAAAAAUAACUUAUAUCCGAUGGAAUAUUUGAACUCGCUAAAUGUUAGUGGUAUACCCCCUCAUUAUCUUCGGUUAAAAAUUGGGUGUCCAGUAAUACUUUUGCGAAAUAUCGAUCCCUCAAAUGGGUUAUGUAAUGGUAUCGGAUUGAUAUGUCGAGCUUUCCAACAAAAUGUCAUUGAUGCAUAG